Molecule: messenger RNA, 704 nt
Organism: Neopelma chrysocephalum (saffron-crested tyrant-manakin)
Lineage: Eukaryota; Metazoa; Chordata; Aves; Passeriformes; Pipridae
Gene: TCN2
Product: transcobalamin 2
Exons: 5
Coding region: 1-651 (216 amino acids)
Biological process (GO): cobalamin transport
Molecular function (GO): cobalamin binding
Source: RefSeq, a predicted model, not a curated record
AUGUGGGUGCAGAUGUGGGGUGUGGGUGCAGCCCUGCGGUGCCCAGGUGCCCAACCACCUUCCUCCUCUUCUCGCUGCCCCACCACCUCCCUCCUGCUCCAGGUGUUCCUGGCCACAGGCAUGUGCCACGUGGAGCCAGCUUACAGCCGGGCCAUGGCUGCACUGCUGGAGAACCUGGAUGCCUUCGGCACGGCCACCACCAUGGCCCAGGUGCUGCCAGUGCUGCACGGCCACUCCUACCUGGACAUCGCCUCCAUGCGCUGCCAGGAGGAGUCAGAUACACUGACACCCCUCGACGUGGAGCCCCCGACUGAGGUGCCAGGGAACAAGACAGUGCGGCUGGUGGUGGAGUGUGCCCAGCCCUGGUGUUUUGAGCUCCAGCUCUACGACCGGCAGGUGUCCACGCCUGCUGCCGCCUCCCUGCUGGAUGUGCUUGGGGUGGCCGCUGCACAGAAACCCCACUUCACGUUCGACACCCAGGACACCCCCCAGGGCCCCUACCUGACCCAGGUGCUGGGGCUGGAGGCCCGGCAGGAGAAGCGGAACUACUGGCAGCUCCUGACAGCCCCCAGCACCCCCCUGGUGACAGGUGUCGCCGACUACAUUCCCCGCGAUGGGGAGACCCUCAUCCUGCGCCUCAGCGAGUGGUAGAGGGUAGGGGGCUGUAGGGGGUGAUGGCAAUGAAACCUCCCCUGUGGGCACAG